AGAAAGGUUAAUCGGAUUUUCCCCCUUUAGGUGAUUGCAGAGUCUGGAGGUGAUAAGGAUGCUGGGCGGUAGUCACCAUGCUGGUGUUGGAUGACCUGUGUCAGAUGACAUGCGGCACCCCGAGUCAUCCAAAUUAGAGAGAUGAAAACUCAGCUUCUGUUCCAACUUAGCCCGCUGGUGGCGUGGGACGUAAGCCUAGUCUCUUCAAUCCAACGAUCGAUACUUGGUCCACAGUUGAUCGUGUUGACGUCUGUCUUUUCUGAGAUUGACUGUGGUCAGGUUCUAUGGUUGUAUUUUAAUUUUGUCAGAUUAUUUACUUCAGGUUUGUGGCGCAUACUGCGAGUUAUGCACACAAAUUGUGGAGAUGAAGACAUAGCUUUUGUUGCAGCACGGCGACUUACAAGACAUGGGUCGUAAUGGAACAGAGGCUAUGUUUAUACAAUGCAGCCAUCGAUGCUCGAUCUAUGUUUAGGAUGGACUCAACGGUUGAUGUUGGCCAUGUUGGCGUCUGUCCGUCCGUCCGUUUAGGG
Suillus plorans is the source of this 530-nucleotide messenger RNA. RefSeq lists its product as uncharacterized. Bases 142 to 417 code for a protein of 91 amino acids. The record is from RefSeq and is a predicted model, not a curated record. The transcript is spliced from 2 exons. Lineage: Eukaryota; Fungi; Basidiomycota; Agaricomycetes; Boletales; Suillaceae.